Molecule: messenger RNA, 6702 nt
Organism: Anopheles funestus (African malaria mosquito)
Lineage: Eukaryota; Metazoa; Arthropoda; Insecta; Diptera; Culicidae
Exons: 3
Coding region: 5296-6402 (368 amino acids)
Molecular function (GO): catalytic activity
Source: RefSeq, a predicted model, not a curated record
UUAACACUAGAACUACCGGACCAGUCAUUUUGACUGGAACGCUUCCUUUUCAUCACAUUAUUUUUUGGGGUUAAACAAUCCUAAGGUAGUUGAAACAUUUAUUUUACUUAUACAUAUAUGCUUACGAUCUCAAAUUAACAAUAAAAUAUACUCCAACUCUUCCUAAUUGUUUUUAAAAUUAACAAUGAACGAAAAACGCUUAAAACGCUCGGUAGUUCUAGUGUUAAUUAUCAAUAAAUGUGUUAAUGCAUGCAUUUAUAAGGCACUUCAAAAACAAUAAAAAAAAUUUCGAAUUAUUGAAGAUUGGAGAAAAGUUGAGAAAAUUUCAAACCACGAAGUAAAGAAGUCUACAUAAAGAGUGUUACACUUUUUAAGAUACACUAUUGACACAAGUAUUGACGAAAAAAAACUAUAGAAAGGUAAGCUGUCACGGCUUAUGCCUCGAAAUAUGUCGGCAUCAAUCGAUAUGAGUAAAAGACUCGAAAUACAUUCAUGAAGUUGCAACGGGAACGUGAUCACCAGAUCCGUCAAAAUCGAGACUCAGUAUAUUCGAAAACGAACACCAACGAAGAAAUUCACAAGAUUUGUUCCGAAAUUAAACUGCAGUGGAAAACGAACGAAGCACAGAUCAUCGAGUAUGUGAUAGAUUCAGUGAUAGGAAAAAAGGGGAAAGGUCGCGUUAAAAUGACAGCGUUUGAAUCCACCGAAACAUUCCGCCAAAAAAGGCAACCGGUACCAAUAUUAGCUACUAGGGUUCGUGAACGAAACUUGACACAACCAAAAUUCGAAAAUCAUUUUCAAAACGGAGCACGCCGAACGGGGAGUGGCACAGAGGUAGUGGUGUCGGUGUUGUUGCUGCCCAACAGAACGCUUGGUGAUGCAUGUAGUCGAUUUAUGAUGUGCCCCGGUACGAAGAAAUCUUUUCAGCAGUAUAUUGUUAAGUGCUUUAUAAAAAUUUAAAUGUAAGCGUGAAGUACCCAAAGAAUCAAUCCGCCGACGAAGAGGUAACCGGUACCAAUAGUAGUAUUAGGGAUCGUGAACGGGACUACAACCAGAUGAUCGCUCGGAGCCACGGUCUGAAGGAAAUAAUGGCGCGCAUGAAAUGGCACAACCAAAAUUCGAAAAUCAUUUUCAAAACGGAGCAUGUCGAACGGGGAGUGGCACAGAGGUAGUGGUGUCGGUGUUGUUGCUGCCCAACAGAACGCUUGGUGAUGCAUGUAGUCGAUUUAUGAUGCGCCCCGGUACGAAGAAAUCAUUUCAGCAUUAUAUUGUUAAGUGCUUUAUAAAAAUUUAAAUGUAAGCGUGAAGUACCCAAAGAAUCAAUCCGCCGACGAAGAGGUAACCGGUACCUAUAGUAGUAUUAGGGAUCGUGAACGGGACUACAACCAGAUGAUCGCUCGGAGCCACGGUCUGAAGGAAAUAAUGGCGCGCAUGAAAUGGCACAACCAAAAUUCGAAAAUCAUUUUCAAAACGGAGCAUGUCGAACGGGGAGUGGCACAGAGGUAGUGGUGUCGGUGUUGUUGCUGCCCAACAGAACGCUUGGUGAUGCAUGUAGUCGAUUUAUGAUGCGCCCCGGUACGAAGAAACCAUUUCAGCAUUAUAUUUUUAAGUGCUUUAUAAAAAUUUAAAUGUAAGCGUGAAAUACCCAAAGAAUCAAUCCGCCGACGAAGAGGUAACCGGUACCAAUAGUAGUAUUAGGGAUCGUGAACGGGACUACAACCAGAUGAUCGCUCGGAGCCACGGUCUGAAGGAAAUAAUGGCGCGCAUGAAAUGGCACAACCAAAAUUCGAAAAUCAUUUUCAAAACGGAGCAUGUCGAACGGGGAGUGGCACAGAGGUAGUGGUGUCGGUGUUGUUGCUGCCCAACAAAACGCUUGGUGAUGCAUGUAGUCGAUUUAUGAUGCGCCCCGGUACGAAGAAAUCAUUUCAGCAUUAUAUUUUUAAGUGCUUUAUAAAAAUUUAAAUGUAAGCGUGAAGUACCCAAAGAAUCCAUCCGCCGACGAAGAGGUAACCGGUACCAAUAGUAGUAUUAGGGAUCGUGAACGGGACUACAACCAGAUGAUCGCUCGGAGCCACGGUCUGAAGGAAAUAAUGGCGCGCAUGAAAUGGCACAACCAAAAUUCGAAAAUCAUUUUCAAAACGGAGCAUGUCGAACGGGGAGUGGCACAGAGGUAGUGGUGUCGGUGUUGUUGCUGCCCAACAAAACGCUUGGUGAUGCAUGUAGUCGAUUUAUGAUGCGCCCCGGUACGAAGAAAUCAUUUCAGCAUUAAAUUUUAAAGUACUUUAUAAAAAUUUAAAUUUAAGCGUGAAGUAUUUGUACAAGUUCGUGUAUAAGGGGCACGACCGUCUCAGUGUUUCCCUGGCGGUAGACAUCGUUGAGAUUCAGCAACAUAUCGAUGUACGCUACCUUUCACCGACGGACAACUGCUGGCGGAUUAUGCGCUUUGAUUUGCAGGCAAAAAUUCACACUACUGUAAUCAGUAUUUUCGAAACCCACAGUAGUAACCCUGCUUCGAAAAACGAUAAGAUCGAUAGGAUCGAAGUAGCGCGGUGAGAAGUAGGAUUCACAAAACAGCGAUAGCAAGCGAAGGACGUGCGUGUGAGAUCUAGCGAAAAUAAAAUGUACGGUUACUCUAUUGUUACACUGCCAAUUCAUAUAGAAAAUCAGCAGAACUUUUUGCCGUUCAAAUGAAACCGUUUCGUGCGUGUUAAAGUGCAGUAACCAUACCAUGUUGACACGGUUUUUCCAGCUACAGGCACAACACAACUUUGCCAGAGCGCUGCUAUACACCACGGAUUUUCUUCUAGGAUUCCAUUCAGAAAUUACGCUUGCAACCGCAGCAAGCGACAUAACAGCAAUGUUGCUUACAGGAGGAAAAACAGUGCACUCCACGUUUAAUUUGCCCUGGACUUAAACGAACAUUCCACCUGUAGCAUUCCAGUUCAGUCGUAACUGGAAGUUUGAGAUGAGGCGUCGAUAAGCAGUCGGUACGCUCUCGAAGCAGUCGAUCGAACGUUGCAGGACAUAACGGGUGUGCAACGUCCUUUCGGCUGCGAGGUGAUUCUGCUGUCCGAUGAUUUUCGCUAAAUUUUGGUGUGAGGUGUGUAAAAUAUUAAGUAGAAAACAGAAAAAAGGAACACAAAAAAACUACGCGAGGUUGAUCCGUAGAUUUUGGGAAAUCGAGUCAUGCGAAUCAUCCAGCACACCGUCCACAGAAGAAAAAUCAUGUGAACAACAAUUUACUGGAACAGUGAAAAGAGACGCUUCCGGAAGAUUUGUGGUACCUAUACUAACGAAAAAAAAGGUCGUGACACAAAUGCGUGACUCACUGACUACAGCACAACGCAGACUCGCUGCAUUAUGGAGGGAGGCCAAUCCGGAGCUAAAAAAUUUUUGACGUUUGCUUAAAAGCCCCAUUGACUCAGUGUGCUCUGCACUUUCUGUUAAUUUAUUGUGUGUUAAACUCUGUGAUUCGUGUUCUGACUACUCUCAAAGUAUAGAGUUUUGUAGGCUUCACACAGGAAUUAUUUAGUUCCGUCGUUGCAUGUUUGUUGUGCUACUGAAUUUUACCUUUUUCUGACCAUCUUCGCGACGCUCGGCAUCACAACAAUCUCAGUGAAUUUUUCGCGAUAUCUGUAUGCAACUGUUGUGCCAUCGAUUUUAAGGAGAAGGAUUCGAUCCUGCUGCUUCUGUGACUCGGCUUUCCAUUUCGGCUGUUCAUCGGUCGCUGAAACCUUGUUAAAGGAGAUCUCGCUGAAAGCGCAGCUUCUUUGGUGCUGUCCUGGCUGCGCUGCCGUUUUCGCGAAUCCGCGCACUAGAUACCUGAGGGCUGAGAAAGGCUCACGCAUCGAUUGUCUCUCUGCCGUAGUGGAUAGCAUGAAAACGCUAUCACUUGAACCGCUGGUCAAUGAGUUGCGUUCUUCCGUGACAUCCCUCCGACACUCGGAGAUUGAUGCCAAUCGAGCCCCCGCCCAGACCUCUCAUACGGACGACUUUCCUUUGUUUCCGGCCAGUAAACGUCGUAGAUUAUACAGAGAUGUUUGUUCAUCAUCUGAUACCAACACCGUUGCCACUCCAGCACCCGCCGUUGUUACCCAAACUUCGAAAAGCAUCCCGUACAACGCACCAUCACUACCACCGACAAUCAUAGGGACUUAUACCACACUCACUUCUGCAACUGCAUUACCACUGUCAACACGACCGAAUUACAUGUGGAUAGACAUCUCGAGCGUAGAACCAUCCGUCACAGCUGACCAAGUUGUCACCAUGGUGAAAAAUUGUUUACAUACCGAAGAUGCUAUCGGUUUCUGCCUGCUGAAGAAAGGUACGGAUCCACUCUCAGUAAGAGCGCUCUCAUUCAAGGUGAGAAUCACCGCCGCGCUUCGGGUUAAAGCACUUUCCCCGAAUCUUGGCCGGCUGGGCUGCAGAUACGUGAGUUUAUUGCGCGUAUUCAACAAGCAAAAACACACAAGAAUGUCGCCUACUCUCGUCAAUCACCGUCGCAUCAACCAAUGACUCCCGAUCAUACUUACCCACCACCUUAUCCGAAUAACACGCUGAUUUCUCCAACUGAACUUCCUAUGACGAAUGUUAAUACCAGAACGCACCAAACAACUUUGGACCAGUUUUUUCCUAUAUAACCGCGCUCUACCACACCACUUUCAAACAUCAUCGUAUACAGGGUUUGUCAGCCCAUAGAACAAGCUUUAUGACAUAAACAUAAAUGACAUAAACAACACAGAAUUCGUUACAAACAACCUUUUCAGACUUGAAAACACAUUACAUUGUUUUAGCUACACUGUUUCAAUAGAUAAAACAACUUGAACAUUUUAUAGAAAGAUGUCAGAUUUGCCAAGGUUUCUAUACCUAUAUGAUGCACAUAAAUAUAUGAUGCAAAAUAAACAGAGUCGUACAAGUUUAUUUCUUUUAUCUCCUGAUAAAUAAUUAAUCGAAAAAAAUUAAAAAGUAAUUUGGUUAUUGCCCGCACAAUUCUUCAGUUCACAGUUCAAACUUCGAUGUGCAUCAUAUAGGUAUAGAAAUCUUGACAAAUCAGACAUGUUUCAAAACAAAUGCUCAAGUUGUUUUAUCCAUUGAAACAGUGUAGCUAAAACUAUGUAAUGUGUUUUCAAGUCUGAAAAGGUUGUUUGUAACGAAUUCUGUGUUGUUUAUGUCAUUCUAAAGCUUGUUGUAUGGGCUGAUAAACCCUGUAAUGUCACUCACACUAUUACCGAUACUUUACCGUGCAGGACCCCUACGGUGGUUCCGACCCGAAAUGAUCCUCUGCACUCAUCAUCAAUGUUAGCGACCGCAGCGAUGAAAUCACAACGUAUUUCUUUCUACUACCAGAAUGUCCGCAACAUGCGUUCGAAGGAUAGAGAAUUUAGUUUAUCGGUGUUGGAAGCUGAUCAUGACGUCAUUAUUCUCAACGAAACGUGGCUGGACUCAAGUUUAUCAUCUGCUCUCUUUUUCGACAAGAGCUUCUGUGUUUACCGCUGUGAUAGGAACGCCGCUAGCAGUGUUUGCUCUCGCGGUGGCGAAGUUUUGAUCGCUUGCUCUUCAUCGCUCAACUCAUACGAGAUCCCGUUGCAUCACCCGGCGCUCGAGAUAAUCUGUGUUUGUAUCCUGUUCGCUAAUACUCGCUUGCUCGUUGUUGCUGUCUAUCUUCCUCCCAGCCACAGUGCGUGCGCGACAACGAUCAGCACUGUUCUUGACUGCACCAGCAACAUAUGCUCAUCUCUGCGGCCUGGCGACGGUUUCUUGCUUAUUGGUGAUUUUAAUCAACAUUCGAUUUCCUGGUCAGCUGCAAUCGCCGAUACCGAUGCUUCUUUCCAAUUUUUUGAGCCAGUUUCUCUGUCUACACGUCGUGCUCAGUUCAUCGAUGAUUUACAUCACAACGCGCUUUUUCAAAUUAAUAACAAAUUCAACUCCUCUGGCAACGUCCUUGAUCUUAUAUUCGCUAACUCUGAAACAGCGUCCGCUUCAUCGGUGGUAUCAGUCAGCGAUAAUUCUCUGCUCCCGAUUAAUCAUCAUCACCCACCACUCGAGUUCGAUGCAAUAGCACCCGUUAAUCUAGCUGCUAAUAUCACCACUGGAAAGCGUCUGAACUUCGCCCGGGCCGAUAUUCAUAAACUUGAGAGUUUGAUUUCAACUUUUGAUGAACGUUUUAGCUGCAAUGAUUACGCUUCUCUUGACCUAGCAGUUAAGGCUUUCUCUGAGUUUAUGUCACACGCGCUGCGCAAAUGCGUGCCUCUGCAGAUACCACCCGGUGGACCACCGUGGGGUGAUCGUACUUUACGGGCUCUGAAAAAAGCUAAACGUGUAGCCUAUCGGAAUCUACGUGCGCGGCGUUCUGCAACAUCAAGGCAGCAUUACCGUGCACUCGCUCUACCGGCGCUACAAUAGGUCAUGCUACCGAAGACAUUUAUACCGUGUCCAAUUCAACCUGCACCGUAACCCACGGUUCUUCUGGAAUUUUGUCAACAAUAAACGUAACAAUAAACGUAGGGGCGGCCCGGUGGUGCAUGUGAUAAACGGCGCCAGUCCACACGGCCAGACCGGGUUCAAAUCCCAUCCGGACCGUCCCCCCGUAGCAAGGACUGACUAUCCGGCUACGUGGUAAAAUAAGUCUAGUAAGCCAGAAAUGGCCGGCGUGACCUGUAAGGUCGUUAAGCCAAGAAGAAGAAGAAGAAGAAGAAACGUAAU